Messenger RNA from Morone saxatilis (striped sea-bass), 1622 nucleotides. It is a transcript of the gene ass1, whose product is annotated as argininosuccinate synthase 1. Gene Ontology annotation, cellular component: cytoplasm. The record is from RefSeq and is a predicted model, not a curated record. Gene Ontology annotation, biological process: urea cycle; L-arginine biosynthetic process. Lineage: Eukaryota; Metazoa; Chordata; Actinopteri; Moronidae. Gene Ontology annotation, molecular function: ATP binding; argininosuccinate synthase activity.
UUUCUCUACCUGUUGGACUGAACGGCCCUCAUCAUGUCUAAAGGUACCGUGGUUCUGGCCUACAGCGGAGGACUGGACACAUCCUGUAUUCUGGUUUGGCUGAAGGAGCAGGGCUACGAUGUUAUCACGUACUUGGCCAACAUUGGGCAAGAUGAAGAUUUCGAAGCCGCCCAGAAAAAGGCAGAAAGCCUCGGGGCAAAGAAGGUUUUCAUUGAAGACCUGCGUGCAGAGUUUGUGGAGGACUUCAUCUGGCCUGCAGUUCAGGCCAAUGCUGUGUAUGAGGACCGAUACCUGCUGGGAACUGCGGUAGCACGGCCCUGCAUCGCCCGCCGGCAGGUUGAGAUUGCACGCAGGGAGGGUGCCCAUUUUGUCUCCCAUGGUGCCACAGGAAAGGGCAACGACCAGAUACGUUUUGAGCUCACAUGCUACGCCCUCUACCCUGAAGUUAAGAUCAUUGCACCGUGGAGGAUCCCUGAGUUCUACAACCGUUUCAGAGGGAGAAUCGACCUGAUGGAAUAUGCUCAGAAACAUGGCAUCCCUGUGCCAGUCACUCCUCGGGCCCCCUGGAGCAUGGAUGCCAACCUCAUGCAUAUAAGCUAUGAGUCUGGCAUCCUGGAGAAUCCUAAGAGCCAUGCUCCGGCUGACCUGUACCUGAUGACCAAGAAUCCAGAAGAUUCCCCCAAUGUCCCUGAUGUACUGGAGAUGGAGUUCAAAAAUGGAGUGCCUGUCAAGGUGACCAAUGUGAAGGACAGCAAAGUCACAACCUCACCACUGGAUAUCUUCUCAUACCUCAAUGACAUUGGUGGAAAGCAUGGAGUGGGUCGGAUUGACAUUGUAGAGAACCGUUUCAUUGGCAUGAAGUCCCGAGGUAUUUAUGAAACCCCAGGAGGCACAAUUCUGUUGAAGGCUCAUUUAGACAUUGAGACCUUUACCAUGGACAAAGAAGUACGCCGGAUCAAACAGGGACUGGGUAUCAAGUUCUCUGAACUCGUCUACAACGGUUUCUGGGACAGUCCAGAGUGUGAUUUUGUGCGACACUGCAUAACCAAAUCCCAGGAGAAUGUGGAGGGCAAAGUGCAGCUGUCUGUCUUCAAGGGCCAGGUCUACAUCCUGGGAAGAGAGUCACCCACGUCUCUUUACAAUGAGGAGUUGGUCAGCAUGGAUGUGCAGGGAGACUACGACCCAUGUGAUGCCUCUGGAUUCAUCAGGAUUAAUGCUGUCAGGUUAAGGGAACACCAUCGUUUGCAGGGUUUCUCCAGCACCAAGCAGUAACGGUUGCAGUCCUGUGAACCAUCUUUCUUCUCUCCACGUGUCUUAAGCAGUAGUAGGUUUGUCUACUGGUAGUUAUUUUUAGUCUCAGGUAUCUAACACAUUAGCAAGCACAUCACUCUAACUGUUAACUUGUUGAAGUUUUUUAGGUAGUGAAGAGUGGAGGAAGAAAACUCUACGAAAUGUAACCUCAUGACAGGAAAAUAGUUUGAAUUAGAUGUACAGUUCAUUGUUAAAUCUAUCCUGGAUGGGCAUUUUAGCGAGAUGUAUUUCUUAAUAUUUUAUGUUCUGAAUUUAUUUCAUUCUUGUUAGUAGGUCAACACAAAUAUUAAAACUAAUGAAGUGAAAUAAAA